CUGUUCUUGAUUCUUUCUGUUUUUCCAUGUAUUUUGAACAUUUUGAAUUCCACAUGGGCAUUUUCUUUUUAAAUGUCUUAAUGUGGUGGAUCAUAUCUUGCUUCUUGCGUUUUCCAUCGAGAACCUUAGCUCUUCUUCCUAUUGUUUCUUUUAUUCCUUUCCUUUUAUCCACAUGAAUUCCUGCAAGCAAGAGUUGCAGUUUCUUAGAGUUUAAUCGAAUUAAGCCGGCGGUUUAAGGAUCUUUAAGUAGACCUGUCAACUACUCUAUAGAACCGGUCAUUCUUCUCAUGUUCAUUGUUCAGUAAUUUCUUUAUAUUUUCGGCUGCUUCAUUACUGUUAGCCAGUGAGAGGUUAGCGUGAGCCAUGUAAAGGCCUGGAAGCUGUAAAUGACUGUUACAUCCGGAAGGUUUGGGUGACACUUUGUUAUGCAACUUUCUUUUAUACCGUUAAAGAAGAUAGAAUUCUUACAGAGUUAUAGUGGACAUGUUUUUUCAUUGAAACAUGUUGGACUCAAGAAAUUAUCAUCUUAUCCGGAUUGACACAACAAUGCUAGAAGAUUAUCCUAUAUGGAAGGAUAUCAACGCUUUAAUUUAUGCAGAUUUCAAGACAGAGCAACAUGCUAGUAUCAGGAAAGACAACAAAAAAAGACAGACAUUAGGGAUAGGAAUCAUAUUGGAAGCUGAUCGCAUUUGUUCCCGGAUAACAUUGACGUAUCGUCAGUCUACUGUAGCUAAACAUCGUCAAGUCUGAAGAUAAUUAUAUUCUGAAUGCAGUAGCUAAUAGGAAUUAUGUUACUAUUCAACAGUACAUAUGACGAUUAUUCUGAUAGGGUUUCUUGGUUAGCACCUUUGGUUGCAGGCAUUAAUGCAGUUACCCACCAGAUCGUGUCAAACUUGUUAUUGAACAAGUUCAAAAGUCCAUAUGAAUUUCAAAUUCCUCUUAUGUUGAUAGGAGUGAGCAUAUCCACUCUAUGUAGAUUUCGAGCCCUUCCCAUUCUUGUUUUACUCCUUCUACGUGUAAAAAAUGUUCUUAGCUUUUCUAGGAUAGUAUACUUGUUCUGUUCUUUCCGUUGUCUGUGAAUAGUUGUUGAUUUUAUUGUUCCUCACACUUUUGAAAUGCCAGUUUCCAACAUUGUGGUUGUUGAAUUAGUGGAUCUUUCUUUUCACUCACCCCCAUCUCUUAAUAUUUCCGGUUUGGCCCCUCUUCUUUUCAGGAAUGACAAUGGUUUGGUUGUUUAACGUUUUCAUCUUUUCUUAGCUUGAGUAACACAUGCAAUUUUUUUGGUUUGUAGACUUUAGUUUUUAUCUUUUGAAUAAACCAAAGAGCAAAAAAGAAAAAGUGCACCUUUGUUGAUAAAAAGGGCUAAAGAAGAAUAUUUCCAGCCCACAAUAUAUGGAGAAAGUGGUUGGCCAUCAAGUUGUUGACCAAGGGUCGUGGUCGUUUAAGGAUGAAUAAGGCAACACAAUCAAAGAUUGUCAAAUGCUCAGAAUCAAUGUGGAAACUAGCCUACUAUGCUACAGUGGAAUUUUUUGUUCUUAAUUUCAAUUACCAUGAGCCCUGGUUCAGAGAUAUAAAAUUAUACUUCAAUGGCUGGCCAAAUCAAGAGUUGAAGAGUCCACUGAAGAUUUUCUACAUGUGCCAAUGUGGGUUCUACCUCUACAGCAUUGCUGCUCUUCUGACGUGGGAGACUCGAAGGAAGGAUUUUUCAGUGAUGAUGUCUCAUCAUAUUAUUACUGUUAUCCUGAUUGGAACCUCAUAUGUGACAAGAUUUUUCAGGAUUGGCUCUAUAGUCCUUGCCCUCCAUGAUGCAAGUGACAUAUUCAUGGAAGCUGCAAAGGUUUUCAAGUACUCCGGAAGAGAGUUUUUCGCAAGCGUGUUUUUUGGGUGCUUUGCUAUUUCAUGGUUAAUACUACGGCUAAUUUUCUAUCCGUUUUGGGUUAUUAAAGCGUCGAGCUAUAACAUUCGUGAAUGCUUAAACCUUUCAGAGGUUUAUCCCAGGUUUCUGUAUUAUCUCUUUAAUACAUUGCUCAUAAUGCUGCUCGUAUUCCAUAUAUACUGGUGGAUUCUCAUAUGUGCGAUGAUCUGGAGACAACUGAAAAAUAGAGGAAAAGUUGGUGAGGAUAUAAGAUCAGAUUCAGAGAAUGACGAUUAGAUGAAUAUUUUUGUCUGACAAUCUUGAGUGUACUUUGCUAUCGCUGAUGUUAGCUCUGCAGAUGCUGCUUUGACAUGUUUGUAGAUUUCUUGAAUAUGGGUUGGUCAAUACAGCCAUUUGAAGAGGGCUGGAGAUUUAGUUUCAAUUUUUCAUUGGUUACUGGGUAAAAGGAGGUGGGAAGACCGUCCAGCACAUUCUGCUUCUUCCAUUUCUGCUGUAUAAAUGAUAGUGGCUCCUGUAUAAUUGUUUUCUUUCAAACAAACCUGCUUAGAUUAGUCGGAAGUUGAUGAUUGUUGAACGAUAAACAGCGACAAGAGAAUACUAAGUGGGGAAAAAAGAAGAAGAAGAAGCAAAUUUUUGCCGUUAUUCUA
Molecule: messenger RNA, 2523 nt
Organism: Prosopis cineraria
Lineage: Eukaryota; Viridiplantae; Streptophyta; Magnoliopsida; Fabales; Fabaceae
Product: ceramide synthase LOH2
Exons: 6
Coding region: 1448-2152 (234 amino acids)
Biological process (GO): ceramide biosynthetic process
Cellular component (GO): endoplasmic reticulum; membrane
Molecular function (GO): sphingosine N-acyltransferase activity
Source: RefSeq, a predicted model, not a curated record